Fukomys damarensis (Damara mole-rat) is the source of this 1606-nucleotide messenger RNA. RefSeq names its product glycosyltransferase 6 domain containing 1 (gene Glt6d1). Gene Ontology annotation, molecular function: hexosyltransferase activity. Lineage: Eukaryota; Metazoa; Chordata; Mammalia; Rodentia; Bathyergidae. The transcript is spliced from 5 exons. Bases 298 to 1224 code for a protein of 308 amino acids. Gene Ontology annotation, cellular component: membrane; vesicle; Golgi apparatus. The record is from RefSeq and is a predicted model, not a curated record. Gene Ontology annotation, biological process: carbohydrate metabolic process.
GUGACAUCACCACCCAAGGAGAGUCCAGCGUCCCCAGAACAGCACGGGGUCUCCUGGGACGUCUUCCUUGGAUGAGGCCUGUCCUCGUGGGCUGAGGGCUCCCUGCCAGAGUGAGGGGCCUGGGAGCAAGGGCGGUGUGGAACUCUGGGAGUCCGUGGUGUAACGGCUGGGGGGACCAUCCCUGGGCCUUGGCUUCAUAGGGGUGCAGGAGAGGUGACGGCUGGGGGACCAUGCAACGGGGCAGGCCAUGCUGGAUAGAGGCGGCCACAUCCUGCUCCCGGAAUUGAAAAGGAAAGGAUGAAUUCCAAAAAAAGGAUGCUGCUCCUUAUUUCGUUUAUUUUGACGCUGCUGAUGGCUCAGCAUUACUUCAGGAGCGGCCAAGAGAGAGAACUGCAGCUGUCGGAGUGGUUUAAACCGAGGAGACGCCCGGAUAUCCUCACGGUCACCAGCUGGCUGGCCCCAGUGCUGUGGGAAGGCACCUUCAGCAGGCAGGCCCUGCAGAGGCACUACAGGGGGCGGAAUCUCACCGUGGGGUUGGUGGUCUUUGCCCCCACCAGGUCUGCUGAUGGGCACCUGGAGCGGUUCCUGCGCUCCGCCAUCACGCACUUCAUGCCCGGCCAGCGGGUGGUCUUCUACCUCAUCCUGGACAGCUUCGUGGACCCACCCGACAUGCAGCCCAGCCCCCUGCAGAGCUUCCAGAUCCUCAUGGUGGGCGAGCGGUGGUGGUGGCCCGACCUGGACCUCAUGGGCCUGCAGGUCCUGCGGGAGCACCUGCUGGGCCACAUCACCGACGAGGUGGACUUCCUCUUCAGCACGGCCAGCAACCUGGUCUUCCAGGGUGACUUCGGCCUGGAGACUCUGGGCACAUCGGUGGCCCAGCUGCAUGCCUGGUGGUACUUCCAGAACAACCAGAGCUUCCCCUAUGAGCGGAGGCCCAGCUCGGCGGCCUACAUUCCCUUCGGACAGGGCGACUUCUACUACGGGAGCGCCAUUGUGGGCGGCCUGCCCAGGCAGGUGCUGGCCCUCGUGCAGGAGUGUCUGCAGGGCAUGCGUCAGGACCUGGAGAGCAGGCUCAACAGCACCUAUGAGAAGCACCUCAACAAGUACUUCUUCCUCCACAGGCCCAGCAAGCUGCUGUCCCCCGAGUAUGGCUGGGACGCCAAGUUCAACCUGCCUCCCCAGGUGCUGUAUGUCAAGGUGGCUCAGGACCCCAGGGUCGUCUGAGGGCGGCACCCACGGGUGGAGCAGUUUGGAGCAGGCCUCUCCUCAGAGACUGAAGACAGCCCCUUCCCACGGGGACUUCCUUCCCUGCGGUGCCGGCCCAUCCGAUUUGACUUUUAGAGGAUAAGAAGAACAGCGGGCCGUUAUUUAAUAUCCGCACACAGCAAACCCACCGGCUCUGCGUUGUGGAAACAUAGAAACACUUUGGACACAGAGCCAUUUUUUCUAAAGGAGAAAGACUCUAGUUGAUAAAAAAAAUAAAAAUCUCUUCCCAGCAAUGGAAAUGUGAACUGUAAAGGAAAAAUAAAUAUCCACCGGCUGGGGCACCCGGUACGCUGAGUGGCUCCAGCGCAGGGUGGGCUUGGGCCAGGCCCAGCGCCAUGGU